AUGGCCGCCUUGAUUGGUGCAAGACUAGGUUCCCAUUUACAGAAGUCGCUCAUGGUCACAGACAUUACAUAUUGGUCCGACAGCCAGAUCGUCCUGCACUGGUUGAAGUCAUCGAAACCUACCAAGAGAUUUAUUACCAACCGAGUAACCGAGAUGUCUAACUUAACCUCAGGGUCGUCAUGGAGAUAUUGCCCAACAGAUAGUAACCCUGCGGAUCUACUUACCCGAGGAAUCACUGCAGAUAAGUUCCUGAGUAGCAGCCUAUGGAGUACCGGUCCUUCCUGGUUAUGUAACACUAGUGCGUGGCCUACUUGGGGUUCUACACAGGCAUUGAUGCAAACGACCAGUGAAGAGCAGACGACAUUAGAUGAUAAUCCUGACAUACCCGCCAACCAGCAGACGACAUCUAGCCAAGACAUUAGCAGACAUAACCAGAUUCAGCAAAUACAGCAAGCUCCUUCGUGUUACGGCCUAAGAAACCGCUUAUCCGAUGAAGUUACCUACGUGAAGUCCCCUACGUCCCGCAUACCUCGUCCAACGCUUGUGAAUAAACUACAGUUGUUUCCAGACGGUAAUGGCCUACUUCGAUGUGGCGGCAGAAUCCAGAAUGCCCCUGUUGCUGAAUCAACAAAGUUUCCUUACUUAUUGCCUAAGAAACACCUACUUACCCGCCGAAUUGUAUUGCACGCCCAUGAGAAAUACCUGCAUGCCGGAACGAACGCUACAGUAACCAACAUUCGUCAGAAGUAUUGGAUACCGGCCAUUAGACAGUGUGUGAACGCCAUAACCCGUAAGUGCGUGACAUGCAGACGAGUCAUCGGGAGACCCUACAGUGCCCCUGAUCCACCACCGUUGCCAAAGAUACGAGUUGAAAAUGCACCUCCAUUCACAGUCACAGGUGCUGACUUUACCGGAGCCAUCCAAACUAAGAACAAUACAGGAACCACAUCAAAGGCAAACAUAUGUCUCUUCACAUGCGCAGCUACACGAGCUAUACAUUUAGAAGUUGUCACCGACCUAUUAGAAUCUACAUUUAUGCAAGCGUUUAGAAGGUUUGUCAGCAGAAAGUCCCUUCUUAAAGUCAUGAUAUCAGACAACGCUACGACAUACCAGUCUGCUGCUACCAGUCUCAGAGAACUGUUCCAGUCUGCAUCUAUUAGUACAUCACUGAGUGAAAUGGGUACAGAAUGGCGAUUUAUACCUAAGAGAGCUCCCUGGUACGGAGGAUUCUGGGAAAGACUCAUUGGCCUGACGAAGGUGACCCUUAAGAAGAUUAUUGGACGAGCGUACGUUACCCUGGAAACACUUCAAACCAUCACUAAAGAGGCAGAGUGCAUGAUCAACAAUAGACCGCUGACGCACGUUCCAUCCAGUCCAGAUGAUCCUAGACCACUGACCCCAGCACACCUGUUGUAUGGCCGCCAGACGACAUCAUUACCAUAUUCCAACGACAUUGUGAUGUAA
Messenger RNA from Mercenaria mercenaria, 1464 nucleotides. RefSeq lists its product as uncharacterized. Gene Ontology annotation, biological process: DNA integration. Bases 1 to 1464 code for a protein of 487 amino acids. Gene Ontology annotation, molecular function: nucleic acid binding. NCBI's taxonomy places the organism in Eukaryota, Metazoa, Mollusca, Bivalvia, Venerida, Veneridae. The record is from RefSeq and is a predicted model, not a curated record. The transcript has 2 exons.